AUGAUACCGACGAGCAUCGAGUGGAGCGAGUCGCCAUACACAAACGGCUGGGCGACAGCUUGUCUCAACGGCUUUGAGUGCGUCCGUGCCAUUUUGCUGCACCCGGAGCCGUUCACGGUCGAGAACGACCUCUUGACGCCGACGUUCAAGCUCAAGCGCAACGACGUCAAGAAGCUUUUCAUCAAGCAGAUCGACGCGCUCUACGUCAAGACAGGCGACGUCGUCGCGGGCAAGAAUGUCCAUCAGAAGUAAGCACGCGUGUAUAAAAUAUAUGAGUGCACACUCUUCUCUUGUGGGUAAUACUUACGAGGACGAGGAGG
Messenger RNA from Saprolegnia diclina VS20, 320 nucleotides. RefSeq lists its product as hypothetical. NCBI's taxonomy places the organism in Eukaryota, Oomycota, Saprolegniomycetes, Saprolegniales, Saprolegniaceae. Gene Ontology annotation, molecular function: long-chain fatty acid-CoA ligase activity. The record is from RefSeq and is a predicted model, not a curated record. Bases 1 to 252 code for a protein of 83 amino acids. The transcript is spliced from 2 exons. Gene Ontology annotation, cellular component: endoplasmic reticulum; membrane.